Molecule: messenger RNA, 1790 nt
Organism: Phyllotreta striolata
Lineage: Eukaryota; Metazoa; Arthropoda; Insecta; Coleoptera; Chrysomelidae
Source: the annotation of a GenBank genome assembly
UUGACGUCUCACUGGCACUAAUAUUUUGUUUUUGUAAGAUAUAUCGCUUUUGAAAUAUAUUGCUUUUAUAAAUAUUUUUAGAACCUGGCUCAAAUCUUUUUAUUGCAGUAAUAAUAAUAAGAAUAAUGUAAUAGUGUGUGCAUAAAGAACAUGAGUUACUUGAGACUACUUAGCCGCCUAGGAUCGGUUGCCUGUAAACCACAACAUUUACAACCACAUAGAUUUCAUAAUAAAUUAAUUAUAGUUCCAAUUAACGAUUUUAAAUAUGACCAAAAAAGAUAUUACAAAGACUUUGGUCAUAAGCGAGAAAAAGAACCGAUGGCUUCUAAAUUAUGGUAUUCAUUUCUACUAAUAAUGUUUAUAAUCCCUGUAGUCGAUUGGGACUGGGUAAGAAAAGUUUGGUCUGUAAAGGCGGACAGUGAUAUCAGGGAAGGAAUUGAACUGCAAAAGGAAGAUCUAGAUGAAAAUAUCGAAGAAGAAUCGAAGAAGAAAAAACACCGGCGCGAAAAGAUCGGCUUCAGGGACAGAAAAAUAAUAGAGUACGAAAACCGUAUGAGAGCGUAUUCAACACCCGAUAAGAUAUUUAGAUACUUUGCGACUGUAAAAAUUAUCCAACUAGACGUAACAGAAGUGUUCAUGACACCCGAUGAUUUCCUUAGAGCAAUUACCCCCGGAAUGAAACAACCCGACGCGGUCGAUCAACACGAAAUCUUUAUGACGCCCGAUGAUUUCUUGCGUUCCAUGACGCCGGGUUUAAAACAACCUGACGGUUUAGGAUUAGACCAAUACAGAAGAUACGAUCCCAAAACGGUGCACCAAAAGCUGGAGUUGUCUUUGGACGAGGACAGCAUUUUCUUCAGAUUAGGCAGCGCCGGCUUGAUCACCUUUUCCGAUUACAUAUUUCUCCUGACCGUUCUAUCGACUUCGAGACGUCACUUCGAAAUAGCCUUUCGCAUGUUCGAUUUGAACGGCGACGGCGACGUCGAUUGCGAGGAAUUCGAGAAAGUGGCGACGCUCAUCAGGCAACAAACCAGCAUCGGCUCGAGGCACAGGGAUCACGCCAACACCGGGAACACUUUCAAAGGCGUCAAUUCGGCUUUGACGACCUACUUCUUCGGGCCGAAUUUGAAGCAGAAGCUGACGAUCGAAAAGUUUUUGGAUUUCCAAGAGAAGCUGCAAAAGGAGAUAUUGGGCUUGGAGUUCCAGAGGAAGACGCCCAACGAGAACGGGAACAUUUCCGAAGCGGAUUUCACCGAGCUCCUGUUAGCUUACGCCGGCUAUCCGCAGAAAAAGAAGGCCAGAAUGUUGAAGAGAGUGAAGAAAACUUUCCGCGACCACGGGCAAGGUAUUUCCAAAGAGGACUAUUUGAAUUUCUUUCAUUUUUUGAAUAACAUAAACGACGUCGAUACCGCUUUGACGUUUUACCAUAUCGCCGGCGCUUCGAUUGAUCAGCAAACUUUAAAGCACGUGGCCAAAACUGUAGCGCACGUGGAUCUCAGCGAUCACGUAAUAAACGUCGUGUUUACCAUAUUCGACGAAAACCAGGACGGCCAGCUUAGCAACAAAGAAUUCAUAUCGGUAAUGAAGAAUCGAUUGCUUAGAGGACUGGAAAAGCCCAAGGAUACGGGAUUCGUUAAAUUCAUGCAUUCGAUCAUGAAAUGCUUGAAAGAAACGAAACCCGCUCUUUUAGAUAUUUAGCCUGUUUCGAAUAAGAUUUUUCGCUAGAGGAAAAGCUGUGCGAUUUUUUUAAACUAUCAGGAUUGUUAUUUUGCACAGAGUUUAUUGUUAUC